Messenger RNA from Mugil cephalus (flathead mullet), 3412 nucleotides. RefSeq names its product protein phosphatase 2, regulatory subunit B', gamma b (gene ppp2r5cb). The coding region runs from base 81 to 1814 and encodes 577 amino acids. Gene Ontology annotation, cellular component: cytosol; protein phosphatase type 2A complex; nucleus. The record is from RefSeq and is a predicted model, not a curated record. Gene Ontology annotation, biological process: signal transduction; protein dephosphorylation. The transcript has 16 exons. Gene Ontology annotation, molecular function: protein phosphatase activator activity. Lineage: Eukaryota; Metazoa; Chordata; Actinopteri; Mugiliformes; Mugilidae.
GGAGCCUCCCUGAGAGUUGUCAAGGUUCUGGUUGUGGACUAUCCGAGAGGGGAGCAAGGGCGGCUACGGACGGUUGUACAAUGCCGAAUAAAACGAAAAAGGAUAAGGAGACUCCCAAGUCUGGAAAAGUGGGAAAGAGUGGAGGACAGGAGAAUUCGGAGCAUGAGGGCUCUAACAGGAAGGCUAGCAAUAGUGUCCCUCCCACCACUCAGCUGCUAAAGGGGAAGCAGCCAGGUUCUCAGACGCCUGUCAAAAAGGACAAGAGGCAGAGUUCCUCUCGCUUCAGCUUGAGCAACAACAGGGAGCUACAGAAACUGCCUGCUUUUAAAGACGUUCCCCCUGCUGAGCAGGAGAAGCUGUUCAUCCAGAAGUUGCGGCAGUGCUGCGUCCUCUUUGAUUUCGUCUCUGACCCACUGAGCGACCUAAAAUGGAAGGAGGUGAAACGUGCAGCGCUGAGCGAGAUGGUGGAGUACAUCACCCACAACAGGAAUGUCAUCACAGAACCCAUCUACCCAGAGGUGGUUCAUAUGUUUGCUGUAAAUAUGUUCAGGACGUUGCCGCCAUCGUCCAACCCCACCGGUGCAGAGUUCGACCCAGAGGAAGACGAGCCCACGCUAGAGGCCGCAUGGCCACAUCUGCAGCUCGUCUAUGAAUUCUUCCUACGGUUCUUGGAGUCACCUGACUUUCAACCAAACAUAGCCAAAAAGUAUAUUGACCAGAAGUUUGUAAUGCAGCUCUUAGACCUGUUUGACAGUGAAGACCCCAGGGAAAGAGAUUUUUUAAAGACCACUCUGCAUCGCAUCUAUGGCAAGUUCCUGGGCCUGCGAGCGUACAUUAGGAAACAGAUUAAUAACAUAUUUUAUAGGUUCAUUUAUGAGACCGAACAUCAUAAUGGAAUAGCAGAAUUACUGGAAAUACUAGGCAGCAUAAUCAAUGGGUUUGCAUUACCAUUAAAAGAAGAGCACAAGAUCUUCCUGCUGAAGGUCCUGCUGCCUUUGCACAAAGUCAAGUCUCUUAGCGUAUAUCACCCACAGCUGGCCUACUGUGUGGUACAGUUCCUAGAGAAGGAUAGCACCCUCACAGAACCGACGGUAAUGGCUUUGUUAAAGUACUGGCCGAAAACCCACAGUCCAAAAGAGGUGAUGUUCCUCAAUGAACUAGAGGAGAUACUGGACGUCAUCGAGCCUUCGGAGUUCGUCAAAGUCAUGGAGCCCCUGUUCAGGCAGCUGGCCAAGUGUGUGUCGAGCCCACACUUUCAGGUGGCAGAGCGAGCUCUCUACUACUGGAACAAUGAGUACAUCAUGAGCCUCAUCAGUGACAACGCUGCCAAGAUCCUGCCCAUCAUGUUCCCUGCCCUUUACCGCAACUCCAAGACACACUGGAACAAGACGAUCCACGGGUUGAUUUAUAACGCUCUCAAACUCUUCAUGGAGAUGAACCAGAAGCUGUUCGACGACUGCACUCAACAGUUCAGGGCAGAGAAGAGCAAAGAGAAAGCCAAAUUCAAAGAGAGGGAAGAAGCCUGGCUGAAGAUUGAGAAUCUAGCAAAGUCAAACCCACAGUUUCUGACGUACAUUGACGCGUUAGAAUCAGGCAGUCCGAUGGACAUGGACACAGACGGGCCAAUGCUAGACGAUGUAAACCUGCUAAAGAAGACGGUAGAGGAGGGAGCCACACAGAUCCAAAGAGAUCAGCGCAGAGAACGUCCACUGAUGAGGAGGAAAUCGGAGCUCCCCAAAGACAUCUCCACCGUCACGGCCUUGGAGUUGCACCGAAGAGCGGAGGAAAUCGUGACGACGCACGACGGCCACUAAGAGACCAACCGCGAACCAGCAGCAGCAGCAGCAGCAGCAGCGUCCACACAGGAACCACAGGCCCACAGAGGUCCAGCACAACAACAGUAUCUCAGUCCAGCCCAGCACAAACACAGAACUGAACAGCCCCAGCUCCACCUGACACAAGAAAAUGUCUAAAGCCACACAUCGAAGCCCGUUGAGGCUUUUUUUUUCCUGAUCCCCCCCUUUUCCUCCCGCCCGGUUGCAGCGGUGCGGCUCGGUCCUACGGGACCACGACGCGCGCCGCUUCCCAAACUUCACCCUAAAUCCUCCGGUGUCGUUACCCCCCCCCCCUCCCUGCUCGUCUGUCCUCUCACCGUGUGCGUAUUGGGGGUGCCGUGCUGCCCCCUUCUGGUCAUUUUUCUCAGGUGUUCUGUUCUGCGUGCGUGAGCUGUCUUCUCCUCCUUGCCUCUUCUUUAUAGAUGUCAGGUGCUUGUACAAAUAUUAUGAGCCCCCAACCGCUCAACUCCACAGAGGUAAAAAAAGAUAAAGCGUCAGUUGGUGAGACAGUGUCACUUGUUUCUAUAUAUUUAAUAUUAGCUUAUUUUUCACGUAACAUAAUAACUAGACGGCUGUUUAUAUUUUUCCCGAGAGAGUAAACAAAAAAAAACAAAAAAACACUUCUUACGUGUAUAACCGCUCCGUCGCUUGCUAGUUUUUCAUUUCCCACCGGCUGUGAAGACUCAUCGAUCGCUCUGUUUGUGAGGACAGGGUCAGCGGGGACUCAGCAGGAGUGUCUGGAUUGGUCUGUUCAUCGAACAGAGCUGCCCUGACUGAGGUCCAGGCUCCAGGUCUGUGUUGAAGCCUAGUUCGGUGCCAACUCCUCAUGAAUUUCCUUUCUUAAAAAGAAAAAGGAAAAAAAAAAAAAAGGUGAAUUGUAUAGGCAAUAAAUUCGCACAGAUGAGUGUGUGUCUGUGACUCAGCGGGUUACACUUCCAUGUUAUCGGUCCCUGUUUGCUGCACCCGUUACACAAGAGGGGGAUUUAUCUGCCAUCGAAGGAGUGAGUUUAACAUUAGCAUUCACUGUAAGUCAUUCUUGCGAGGCUUAUGGGAGGUUAAAGUGUUGUUGUUGUUGUUGUUGUUGUUGUUGCCGUGCGUCGAGAGAAGUCAAACGGGGGCAGAAACUGCUGAUAGGUAUUGAUUUUUCUACUCUUCUCAAGCGAGACCCUUUUAUUUACACUGAGUAGAGAUGAGUCCACUUCGUGGAGGAAGUCCGUCUGGUUUGAGGAGCUCAAACAUAAGCCUUUCUUUUCACAGUGCCUUUUGUAGUCGGAGGGGAUGUUUGCUCAACCGAGAGUGGAGCGGCAGCAGAAAAUGAAAAGCAGGUAAUGAGAAGAAAAUAAAAAUAAAAACGGUAAUCUGCCCCCUUCUCCCUAAAAAAAAAAAAAAAAAAAAAAAAAAAAAAAAGAGGUCCUGGCCCUCGUUCCCUGCAGCUGCUCGGACUCCAGCACAUGCCUUUGUCGAAGCUACGUAGAGGAUUUUGUAGUAAAGAGAGCCGAGGCAGCGUGGUAGCCCCCAAACCACUUCAGCGAUGAAGCACUUCCUGAUAAAACUUGAAAGAAAAUAGAAACACGACU